Erigeron canadensis is the source of this 972-nucleotide messenger RNA. RefSeq names its product F-box protein At4g19940-like. The transcript is spliced from 2 exons. Bases 1 to 972 code for a protein of 323 amino acids. NCBI's taxonomy places the organism in Eukaryota, Viridiplantae, Streptophyta, Magnoliopsida, Asterales, Asteraceae. Gene Ontology annotation, molecular function: protein binding. The record is from RefSeq and is a predicted model, not a curated record.
AUGUCUUGUUACGACGACAUACCCACAGAAAUACAAAUCGAGAUCAUCACAAGACUUGAUCCCAAAUCAUUGAUUCGAUUCUCAUGCGUCUCAAAACAAUUGAAUUCUUUGAUCCACAGCUCUAAGUUUGUCAAAGAUUAUACUCGUAAUAGUCGUCUCAUCCAGCAGCAACAGCAACAACGACGUUUGUUUCUUGUUGAAAAAAGAAAAGAAGGAACAAAUAUCGCAGGCUAUCGUUCGUUUGCGGAUGAUGAUUUCCCACAAAACGAGCCUGUUCCGUUGUUUCUUCCAGACUCCAUUAGCGGACUUAAGGUUUUAAAAGUAUGCGGUAGCUCUCAUGGCUUGCUAUGCUUGCUUGGUACUUACGACAAGGACUACAUGUUCGCAAAUAAGGCCGUUAUAUGGAAUCCUAUGAUAAGAAAGUCGGUUUGUAUUGAUUUGCCCAAGUUGUACCAAUAUUCUAGUGUGGGUUUUGGUGUAUGUCCUAAAACGUGUGACCCCAAGAUAGUUAGGAUCGAUCGAAUUGAGGACGAUGACUCGGACAAAUAUGAAGAUCCAGAGGCAGCAGGUUGCACGAAUUGGAAAAUCAUGGUUUUUAGAUUAAGUUCCGGGGAGUGGAGGACAAUUCCUCCGCCUCCUAAAUGGUUAGAUCUUAACAACGGUAUAUAUGAUGAUCCGGCAGUUGCAGAUGGAUUUAUCUAUUGGCUUGCCUGUGAAAAAUCAUUCAAUCAACCCGACAAACAGACACUUGUUUCAUUCGAUUUGACAACCGAGGUACUCAAGCAAGUAAGCCUCCAGGUUCCAGCUGAUCAUCAGUUAUCUGGCCGUAAAAUAGUAGAUAUUUUUAAUUUUAGGGAGUCUCUCGCUAUUAUGUUUAAAGGGGAACGUCAGCCUAACUACCUUAGACUUGAACUUGAAAAUCCUUCGCAAUCCUUCAUGGAGGUCUUCAAUUCUUUGAUAGCGAUCAUUUAG